GGGGACUCGCAGCAGCGGGCAGACUCACAGUGUGCCGCUGCCAGGGCGCCUGCCUGCCUGCCUGCCGUGUCCGCCGCCCGCCCCUCCACGCAGCAGCAGGUCGUCCCAGUUCUCAACGACGACACACUUUGGACCAGCGAUCGCGGUUCUCGACGAGCAGACAACCCACCCUGCCCAGCAUCCCCUCCGGCGCCACUGCUUCGCCCGAUCAAGCUUUGGCCUGUGCCCCUCGACGACCUCGACGACCUCGACAUCCUCGUGGACCAUCCCGGCACUUUUCCUCACCACCACGGACCACCGUCUUCCCCACUACGAGAUUCAAGCGACUGUUCACAGUCUCCUCUCCAGCACCGCAAUCAUGGCUGCCGCCGACACAGAGUCGUUCCUCCACCUCUCGAGGCCUCUUGCGCCCACCGCCCUCAACUACCAGAGCACCAUUGCCCCUCUCGCCGUCAAUGUCCAGCCCCAGGCCAUCCUCUCCAUCCUCGACCAUGCCGUCCGCCGCGACCAGCCCGCCACACCCUCGACGUCGUCCCGCGUAAUAGGCGCCCUCGUGGGCAGCCGCUCCGAGGAUGGCAGCGAUGUCUCCGUCACGUCGGCCUUUGCCAUCCCCCACACCGAGAACGAGGACCAGGUCGAGGUCGACGUCGAGUACCAGAAGAACAUGCUCGCCCUCCACCUCAAGGCCAACCCCCGCGACGCCCUGCUCGGCUGGUACACAACCUCGCACGAGCUCAACAGCUUCAGCGCUCUCAUCCAGAACUUCUUCGCGUCCCCAGAGACCGGCACCUACCCGCACCCGGCGGUCCACCUGACCGUGUCCACCGACCCCGGUGCCGACGUCCAGCUCAAGGCCUACAUCAGCGCCCCUGUCGCCGUCAACGCCGAGCGCGCUGCUGAGAGCUGCUUGUUCAUCCAGGUCCCUCACAAGGUCGCCUACAACGACGCCGAGAGGAACGCCCUCGACCUGCUGUCGUCCGCCAAGGACGCCGAGGACCGCUCCGCGCCCAUCAUCACCGAUGUCGAGAGCCUCACCCGCAGCAUGGAGAGCACGCUCGACCUCCUCGAGCGCGUCUCCACCUACGUCUCUGACAUUGUCGACGAGGAGGAGGACGGAAACAACGCCCUUGGCCAGUACCUCAUGGGCGCUCUCUCGCUCGCGCCAAAGGUCGACCCCCUCAGCAUCGAGGCCGACUUCAACAACCACAUCCAGGACGUCCUCAUGGUCAGCUACCUGGCCAACAGCAUCCGCACCCAGAUCGACCUCAGCCAGAGGCUAGCGACCGCUGUCCUGGCCACCGGCGAGGCCACAGACAAGGACGGCGAGAAGGGCGGCGAGAGGGGCGAGCGUGGUGAGCGGGGAGGCCGUGGAGGCAAGCGCGGCGGUCGCGGAGGCGGUCGUGGUGGCCGGGAACAACGCGAGCCUCGCGAGCCCCGGGAACCUACCGAGUAAACUUCGCAUGAGGAUAUGACCAGCAGCUGCAAAAUGGGAAAUAACACACACACACACAAUUGGAGUCAAUUCUUUCGGGAAAAGAGAAAAGAAAUUCAUUUUGCAAUCUUAUUACCCACCUCCCUUCCCCAAACUUCUUUUUUUCUUCACAACGGGUUCUCCAUGAUGAAUUUCUUAUUCUCUCUUCCCACGACCACCACCAAAAAGUCCGAGUCUUGUACAUGCAUAGACUACGCAAUACAGCGACGGGGAGCCUGUCCUUUGGAGUAUGUGGGCUGUCUGUCUGCCCCUUGGCGGGGGUUCAUAGAAACUGAGAUGAAAAGAGGCAAGAGAGGCGAACAAAAGCAGAACCAAAAAAAAUGAAGUAAAAUGAUUCA
This is a messenger RNA of Microdochium trichocladiopsis, 1830 nucleotides long. RefSeq lists its product as uncharacterized. The coding region runs from base 359 to 1453 and encodes 364 amino acids. Gene Ontology annotation, cellular component: eukaryotic translation initiation factor 3 complex, eIF3m. Gene Ontology annotation, biological process: translational initiation. Gene Ontology annotation, molecular function: translation initiation factor binding; translation initiation factor activity; metallopeptidase activity. The transcript has a single exon. The record is from RefSeq and is a predicted model, not a curated record. Lineage: Eukaryota; Fungi; Ascomycota; Sordariomycetes; Xylariales; Microdochiaceae.